AAAUAAUAAUAAUUGUUAAAUCAAUUAGGAAUGCAGCACAGUAUGAGAUCUAGUUUGGCAUUUAUAUUCUGAAAAAAUAUAUAAAAAUUAAAAUUGUUCAAUUGUUUGUUUGGUGUGAAAAUUCUUGUGCAACUUCUGCAACAAUAAAAAUUCGAUCAAAACUGGAGGAGUUUUUUGUAUUCGAGCUGCAACGAUUGUUAUUUAAUUGUAUAUUUCAGCAAUAAUUAUUUGACGAGGCUUUCAACGAUGUUGUCGGCGCAGAUCGUUCCACUGUUGCUCUUGGUCAUUAUAAGUUUCUGUAAUUUCUGUAACGGUGUGCCUGAACAUGACCUUCAGACUGCUAAGCAAUGGAAUUUAAUAAACUGGAACUUCCUACCGCAUGCCCCCGUGAACGAUGUAAAUUUUUAUAACCCAAGCAACGUUGUGGCUACGGGCAUUGCAAUUUCGCACGAUCGCAUAUUUUUAGCAACUCCAAAAUUAUUCAGCGGAGUACCGGCUACUGUUAGUUUUAUGAUGAAGACAGACUUUGAGGAAUCUCCACUACUGCAGCCAUAUCCGGACUGGUCUUAUUCGAUCUCUGGCCGCACAGACUUUAAUUGCAGCGAUUUAAUUUUGAUUUCCGUUUAUCGCAUGCGUAUCGAUUCUUGCAAUCGUUUAUGGGUACUUGACGCUGGUGUUUCACGUUCUUUGGAAGAUUUUGAAGUUACGUGUCCGCCUAAAAUUCUAAUUUUUGAUUUGAAUACUAAUCAAGUACUAAGACGUGUGGACUUUCCCAACGAAAUAUUGCGAGGUGAAUCAUUGUUUACGAAUCUGGUGAUUGAUGAAACUACAUCGAGAGGAGCCAAUUGUGAUGAUGUUUUUGUAUACAUUUCAGAUACAGUUGAGCCAGCGCUUAUUGUAUACGAUAGCGAAAGAGAUGUGACUUGGCGGCUUACGCAUCCAGCCAUGUUUCCUGAUCCAGAUUUUGCUCAAUCUGAAAUUUUAAACGAUCGUUUUAUUUUAAUGGAUGGUGUAGUGGGUUUAACGUUUGACAAAAAAACAAGCCUUGUUUAUUUCCAACCAUUGGCAACAGAUCGUGUAUUUUCCAUAUCCAAAGAGGUCUUACGUGCUGGUCCUAUACCGCGAAACCAAGUAUUACAAGUCAAAUUGGUGGGUAAGAAGUCUUCACAAGGCAUUGGUAUGGCAAUAUCACCAAUAGACGACAGCCUCAUUUUCAGUCCAAUAACGGAAACUGCAAUUGCUACCUGGAAUCCCACAACUAACACACACUCAAUACUAGCUUUCGAUCAGGAUCGUUUACAGUUUGUUGCUGAUAUCAGUACAACGUCGUCCGAAUCAAAUGUUAUAUAUGCUGUAUCUUCUAAGUUCCAACGUUAUUUCUUAAAGAACAUAAACCCAAACGAAGCGAAUUGCAGAAUUUUGCGUAUCGACCUCACUCCAAAUACGCAUAGCACCUCUUAUGCAUAUAAACCACGUCUGUCUUCAGUUUCUGCACUAAGUAGAUUUUAUCAUAUUAAUUCUGUUGAUAAGUUUAAAUCAGACUAUUUAGAUAGUCCUUUCAAAGUAGCAUCGAGUUCACCAUUUGACUUCGAACCAGUGGGCUUACUACAAUAUUCCUCUAGAAAUCCCUUUACUGCUCUUAAUCAAGGUGAAGCGUUCCCACCCACCAGAGCGGCUAGAAGCAAUUCAGAAAUCUCAUUUUUGGAUAAUUUAAAUAGUUUGCCAAUGGUGGGUACUACAAUUACUUCACAAACGUAUCAUCCCGGGCAUGCGUUGAGCGAAGAGCGGAUACGUAAAAGACCUGUACGUUCGUAAAUUAAUGAAAUGAAAAAUAUUAAAUAAAAUAUAUACAACGCAUAAACCAAUACUCAUAAUUGUAAUUAAUUAAUUAUUCCAUUUUAUUUUAAUUAAAUUAGAAUUAAAAAAAAUUAAUUAUACGCAGUUCAAUCGUUUUCUAUGCGUUCAUGUAUAUUCAGUUGAGACGUGGUAGCAAAAAAUUGAUUACAUGAUAAACACAUUUUUUCCAUCAAUAAUAGAAAUUCGUUGUACCAGGCUUCAUAUACUUCAUAUUUUCUAUCGCUUUGGUGGGUCCUAUUACGAAAUAGUUUGCGUACCUAUGAAUCGUAAUAUACAAAUAUUCUAUGAAUUAUUCAACCAAUCACUUCGAAAUUUUGUACAAUUUUGCAGCGUUUCGCAUCGUUUGCGUCAGAAUUGAAUUUUUUCAAAUUUAAAUUAUUUAGAAACGUUUAGUUUUUAUUAAAUUUUUUCUACU
Messenger RNA from Teleopsis dalmanni, 2272 nucleotides. Its product is annotated as major royal jelly protein 1-like. Gene Ontology annotation, cellular component: extracellular region. The coding region runs from base 247 to 1815 and encodes 522 amino acids. The transcript is spliced from 5 exons. The record is from RefSeq and is a predicted model, not a curated record. Lineage: Eukaryota; Metazoa; Arthropoda; Insecta; Diptera; Diopsidae.